AUGUCAGAACUGAGCCUGCCAGAAUAUUUCCAUAUCCCCAAUAAAAUCUACAUUCCUCAGAUUCCAGAAACUGAUGUGAAAUGGACAUAUUCUCAAGGAAAUACACUUGCAAAUAAAACAGGGAAUAUUUCAACACCUACGGGAACAAGGCAGGGCAUGGUCAACAUCUGUUGCAAUGUAGAAUUGGAAAGGACUUGGAGCAAAUCUAUCCUUAAGCAGAAUAAUGGUAUGAUGAUGCAGUAUGGACAAACUUUCUUUAAUAAAAUUAUUCUUUUCACUGCAGAGGGAUCUUUUCCAGUUCCUUUACAAUUUGUUCCUCUUGGUCCUGGACGUUAUCCUUGUAAAAUUUUGUUGACUUCAAGAUAUGACGUACGUUUAUAUUACAUUGAAGGUGUGGUUAAUAGUGAAUGUCCAGAGGCAAAAUUUGUGUUUGAAACACCAGCAUUUGAAGCCAUUACUCAGAAUAUUCCAAUAAUUAAUAAAACAAAGAAUGAAUGGAAACUUCAAGCUACUGUAAAAGGAGAAUGGUUUUAUGGGCCUCCUAUUUUACAAGUAGAACCAGAAGAAACUGUGCAAUAUCCUCUCACAUUCAAGCCUAUUUUGGAGUGUGAGAUUAAGGGUCUACUUAUUCUUCAAAAUGAAGUGGAUGGUAUGGAGUACACUUUUUAUAUUAAAGGGAUUGGGAAAAAACCCCUGGCCAUGGAUUGUAUCACUGUGAAUUGUGAAGUGGGGAACAUAAAGGAGAAAACUAUAACGUUGCCUAAUUAUUCAAACACUGUUAUAACAUAUAAGGUAUCCUCAGAUCUUUCAAUUGUGUGGGGAGAUUCAUAUAUUACCAUAGAUCCUGAUAAUCCAACUACAUACACUCUACACGUGUGCCCUUGGAAACGUGGCACAUUCAAAGGUUCAAUUUCAUUUUCUGUCAUAAACAAAGAAACUGAUGAUUAUGAAGAUGAAACAGAUCAAGAGCCCCCUUUCCUGUGGCUUUAGACAUCACCAGCACAGAAUUGCCUGAUUUUUAAAAAAUAUUCAAAACCCAGGUAUAAACAUCUUAAAAUCUGGUACAACCUUGAGAUCCAUAGCUCUCCCAAACCAGCUGAAAAAAUCAUUGAAUUGAAAUGCAUUGCUCUGGAAUCCAUUUGCCUAGAAAUUCCUAUUUUUAAUCCAAGAGACAGAAAUGUUCGCAUACAUGUGCAAUUAACAAGUCCUGCCCUAAGUGGACUCAAGGAACUUAAAAUGAGUCCACAAGAAUCCAUCAACUAUGUUUUACGAUUUUCUCCAGCAUCUGCAGGCUAUAAAGAUGAAAGCAUUAUUUUUCAGCCUGAAACGGGUGAGGAGUUUUGGUAUUUACUGAAAUUAACUACUGAACCACCAGAACCAACCAUAAUGCCAGAUAUGAAAUGUGACCUUGGAAAGCAUGACACUCAGAUAAUUUCCUUAGCUAAUCCAACC
Molecule: messenger RNA, 1452 nt
Organism: Tupaia belangeri chinensis (Chinese tree shrew)
Lineage: Eukaryota; Metazoa; Chordata; Mammalia; Scandentia; Tupaiidae
Product: cilia- and flagella-associated protein 47-like
Exons: 12
Biological process (GO): cilium assembly; sperm axoneme assembly
Cellular component (GO): cilium
Source: RefSeq, a predicted model, not a curated record